CUGAGUGUCUACGCUGUGAUCUGCGGAUCAGCUGGGCGAAGCAAUAACAAGCAGGACAACAACAACAACAGAAGAACGCAAGGAUAAAUAAAGACUGCACACCCACCUUGUCGUGUAGUUUAAAGACAUUUCUUCUAAGAAGAAAGCCUUUUUUAUUAUUAUAAGGAUUUUGAUGUUAAUAUAAUCCUGGUGCAUUAACACUACCUCACAGAAAGGCUCCUGAACCUGGGCUUUAGUCGUGUUUUUUAUUGUUUCUUACACGUUUACAAGGUGCUUGAGCAAAGGCAGGCCUUUGCAGUAAAAGACCAUAAAUUUGCACUUCAAAAUUUAUCAACUCUUCCAAGGUUCCUUCCACCAACAAGUGCUUGAAAAGCAAAAGACGCCAAUAACGCACUGUGCUGAUUCUUCACAACCCGCCACAGAAGACCAUCGGCAUUAGUAACUGUAGAUCCAGUGUCUCUUCCAAGACAAAUUCCAAGGCAGCUUUCCCUCAGGAUACCUACACAAUCUGCCCUUUGACCUCCAAAGCGGCCAUGUUCCAGCGACUUAGCAACCUUCUGUUCGGCGCGGUGGAGGACGUCUCUGCUGAGCUCAAUGGACCCAAGCCCUGUGUGACCGAGGUGGACGAUGAGGGAUGGCUUCUGGUCAGCGUCCCCGGUGAUAGCAACUGUACCCCUUUGGGUGAGGACGGGGCGGAGGUCCCAUCGAUAGCACAAUCUCUUCCACAUAGUGAGUGUCCGAGGGUGGAAUCUGGAUGUGAUGUAGCCACUCCCCUCUCUCGUACAGGUGACGCCGCCCCUUUCUCAUGCAAACGGCGCAGGACUAGAGCAGGCCGCUCUCUGGCGGCGUGUCCUCCCUCGUCUCGUUCCCUUCACUCCCCGCUUUCCCUCGACUCUCCCUCCCCGCUUGGGUCAGGUGGAGCGAAUGUGCCGUCUGACCCCACCCCCUGUGGGUUGGAUGAGAGCUGGUUCAUCACUCCUCCACCCUGUUUCACUGCAGAGGGAGCGCCAGCUGAGACCAGCCCCAUGGAGGACCUGCUCAUCGAGCAUCCUAGCAUGUCCGUCUACGUCUCCUCAUCCAACCUGGAGCAGAGCACAGCUAACAUGGCUGACAGCAUGAGCAGGAUGUCUGAAUCCGCCCCAGCCCCUGUUACCCCUCGGCUGGUGCGAGGAUCGGGGUGUCAGGCAGUUCCUCUUGCCAAAGUGACUCAGGCGAGCCGUGUUCAGAGGGCCAAAGCUCGCAUGGAGCGUCGUCACCUGGGGCGUGGUCAUACACAGCGCCAAAACCGCAUCCGCCAGAAGAUCCCAUGCCACGUGGCUCACACACGCAACUCCUUCCUGCACCAACCAUGCCAGCGUGGCUUCUACCAUUGAUCCAACCUUAUCCCGGCAUCAUCCCACAUCACCUCCCAUAACAUGUCUUCCAUGUCUUUCACCAAAGCCCUCAAUUUAUAUUAGUUUUGUCGUUACUCCAGUCACAAGCAGGAGUAUUUUUAGCUUAAAUUUUUGAGACCCCAUCUGUUAUGGUCAAACCGUUUUGUUUUUCCAACUAGCAUGGCUCUCUUUCAGUAGUCGCAGCAUUUUCUGAUGUCUCAAAAAUCAGCGAGUUGACACCCAGAAGAAAGUGAGAAUGGCUAAUAACAAAAACUAGCAUAGAUUUUGAGUCAAAACGAAAAAAUCGGCAGCAGCAUAGACACUGAGCAUUAAUGUGGAAGAACUCAAACAAGGGUCUGAGUCCAAAUUUUCAUCCUACAUUUGUGUUGGAAGUCCAGUUUUCUUCUUUUUUUUUUUGUAAGAGUGAACGAAAAUACCAUAGAGGCUAAGAUAUAUUGUGAAGUUAAAACAUCACUUCAGAGAGAGAAAAUACACAACGCUAACUUCUUGUUUCUGAGACGGAGAAAAGGGCUUUAACAACGCACAGAAUGGUAAAGUAGGUUGAUGAAAGUGAACGUGAGGAUAAAACAGAUUAGAGUGUGGGAUGUUGGUGGAGAAUUGAAAAGGGUGUAAGUAAGUAUCAUAGCUCACGGUAUUGCCGUAGCAUCGUAAAGGGAAAAUCCAACCUACUAUGGAUUGAGAAUUUAGAUUUUAAUUCUUUUCUUGCAUUUUGUAUAUUAAUUUACGCAACUCAGUAUGUUGCGUUUUCCAUUAAAAUGCUUUGGUGCCUCCUCAAACAUGUUUGGGUCAAUUUAAGGUUAAGAAACCAAAGCCACUAUGACUGACUGACUGACUGAUUAUAUCAACAAGUCGUAAUUAAUGCAGUUUUAAUUUUCCAAAAUACACUGCAACUGUGCUAUAAUGAACUCUUACUACAAACUUUCGCAAAUAACAAACUGAGUCAGAGUCUUCAAAAAAACCAUCACUGAGCCAUGCGUUCCUCUUCUCACCAGAGACGAACAAUAAGUAAUCAAGUCCACAGUCAAGUUAACACUGUUUACGCCAUAAAAGAAAAGCUUAACGAGCUUUGCUUAGGUGUUGAUCAGUAACAAUUGUCAAAAACGGCGAUCACUGACUUAAUCCCUUAAAAGGACUUUAUUUCAUGAGCUAAAAGCAGUUUUACUCGAAUCUUUACUCCGUAAGCAUUGUUGUCAUGGCUACUUGUAAACGUAAGAUACUCUCCAUCUAUCAGAAAAUGCAGGCGAUAGACGGAUGUAAUCGCUGGAAGAGUUUUAUUUAAAAACACACUAGCAAACAAAUCCAAAUCAGCGAUCAAAUAUCAGAGUCAAGAAACUGGUAAUGGUCAAGCGAGGCACAAACAUGAUCUCAAAGGCAGAGACAAAGAGCAAAAUACGAAACAGAAACCAGAAUAUUAACAUGGUGCUACAAAAGGAUUGGUAAUGUGAGACACAAGGUACAGUGCGUAUACUUCGCAAAGUCUGUGUGUUACUGAGAGUCCUUCUAAGCGCACGCUGUGAUUGCUCUCUAAUCUGGAACAGGUGCAUGGCAAUUAGCCUUAAUGGCGAUGCAUGCGUGCACGUGAGCAGCAGUUCAAGGUGCGCCACUGCACUUAGACAUAUCCUGGAGCAUCUAAGGCGUCGUGAGAAAGCAACAAAUUUGUCUAAAGAGUACAGUAUCCUGAAAAUUCAAUUUCAACUUUUAAAGAAAAAGAUCUCUGAGACUUCGUCCAUAACUGCGAUCAACAUGAUGGGCUGGGGGAAAAAAAUGCAGCAAGCAAACGACAGCAAGUCUAUCUUAUUUCCUUUAUUUCAUAAAUAUGUACUGUAAGUGAAUUAAGCAUAAAUAUAAAUUAGACACACAGUCUUGUUUUACGUAAGAGUGAGCAUUUGGCGUGACAAGUGGCUCCAUUUCAGUUUUGUGAACUUUUCAGUAUAACGAACCAUUUGGCCGUCCCCCAAGGAGUUCAUUAUUGCGGAGUUGCGCUGUAAUUCUUGACUAAAGUCGGUUUUUAUCUGAUUUUACUGUCGCAGACAAAAAUCGCACGCAGUAAAAUAAUUUGGUCAGGAGUUGAGAUCAUGUGACUUGCUCAGAUUAUUGAUAGCUGAUUUCAUGCCAUUGUGGCCAAAAAAUGUUACAGCUAGGUAAGAUCAGUCCAUAUUAUGAGUUUGUACUGUAUUUGCUAAUAUGCUAGCUAACUCGAGCUGCCCGCAAUGCAGAAAACUAAGUUUUCCAACAGUAAAAUCCAAGCUAAACGAAUUCUAUAUUUUGAAUAAAGGCACGCUGGCAAAAAUCAGCAUAAUGACCGAUUUUUAUUUAUUUUUUUUUUUUUUGAAAAAGUCAACCAAGAAAAAAAAUAGAUUUCAUAAAUCAGAGUUGAAAGCUACAGGUUUCGAACGAGACAAGAAAAGAUGUACAAGCUUAAACACAUGUGCAGGUUCUUUUCCUGUAUCAAUGGCAAUAAUACAGAUGCUGUUCAAGUGUACACAAGUUUACUUUUUUUACUUUCCAGUUAUGCCUAAUCAGUCGUCUUUUUAUGCUAAGAAUGCAUGUAAUAUUGAAUACUGGGUGCUGAGUUAGCAACUACAGCUUAAGAUCUAAUUACGUUGAAUGUAUAUUCAUUGAGCCCUGCGAUGACCUGGCGACUUGUCCAGGGUGUACCCCGCCUCUCGCCCGUAGUCAGCUGGGACAGGCUCCAGCUCGCCUGCGACCCUGUAGAACAGGAUAAGCAGCUAGAGAUAAUGGAUGGAUGGUAUAUUCAUUGAAUCUCACCCAGUUUCAGGCAUUUUUCCCAUUUAUGUGCAUACGUGCUGGUCACAUACUGAUAGAUGGAUGUCCAGCCGAGAAAGAGGAGUAUAAAGCCAUCAUCAUCAAUAUUUUUCAGAGCCGGUGUGAGGCUGCUGUGGGUUACAGGGUUUGUUGGUUUAUAGAGGGUCCAGGAUAAGGAUGAAAGAAUUGAAUCGCUGCCUAUAGUUGGUACAGAACAAAUAAACACAGCAACUAGGUUGCGCAAAUCCUUGACUUAAAUCUGGCGUCACAAAGGGGAUGCGAAUGAGCUCCAGACUCUGAUUUGAGAGAACAAUCAAUUGUUUUGCAAACCUGUUGCACCUCUAAUACCCCUUUUCCACCAAAUCAGUUCCAGGGCUGGUUCGGGGCCGGUGCUGGUUCACAACUCGUUCAACUUGCGAGCCAGCUGAGAACCAGUUUGCUUUUCCAUAGCUCGCGGUGCUAAGGGAAGCCACAUCAGUUACGUCGCUGUAUACGUCAGUUACGUCGCUACGUUUGCAUAAACCUUGGCGCGAAUAUCGAAGCAAAAACAACACGGAAGAAGCAGCAACAACAACAAUAAUAAUGGAUGACUUCACGUUUGUACAGCUGCUGCUUCUCGUCGCUUAAAAAUGGCGAUCUUUCGCGGUCUUGUUAUUGUUGUUGGUCUUAAGAACUCCCCCCCGCUGACGUAAGCGGUUCUUUCCUCUGGCCCAGCAGAGAAUUGGUGCUAGCCUGGAACCGUUUUUUCUGGCCCCAGAGCCAGUUCUUUGUCGGUGGAAACAGAAAACCCGGUUCCAAACUAAGCACUGGCCCCGAACCAGCCCUGGAACUGCUUUGGUGGAAAAGGGGCAUAAGUGGCGAAGCAGUCCCCUUUCAGAGGCAUGUUCUUGAGCUUCCUCUCCAUGCUCAGUGUCAGACCUGCAUCUAAAACCCCCCCAAAAAAAUCAAUGUGAUCAUAUUUGUAGACACAAAAGAUCUCAAAAGUCGUCCAUCCUCAUAUCAAAUCAGUCGCCAUGGCACUAGAUUGAAUUAUUCAUGUCAUUCUCAGAAAUCUGUCCCAGUCAGCAGUGAUGAACGUUACUGAUACUUCCUGUUUGCUCAAAUAUAGCUGAUUAGAAAGCAAGCAUAUUUUGCCUAAUGUAGCGAGCAAGUUCUUGGAAAUCAUAAGCUUGAGCUUAUCCUGAGCUCAGAGCUAAAACUGGCCAUGCUUUCUUUGGGAAGGAUGAGGAAGAGGGCAGACAGCACUUUGCUCAUGAUGUAGCAUGAACAGCAAUUUGAAAAGAUGUGGUGGCUUCAUGUAUCUCUAAGGAAGCAUGUGUUAGUGUUCACCUUCUUUGGUUAGGCAAGAGCUAGCUAGUGCAUAGGAAUUGGGAAAAUGGCCAAAUUGGAAGGAAACGGGGUUAAGUAAAGCAAUAUUUCCACUACAAGUCCACUUUUAAACUGACGUUGAAUGAUCCCAAGCGAUUCCAGUUCUCCAAGAUGGCUGCCUUCAUAACAUCACAGCUUUCAGCUACGUUACAAUGCAUACUUGAGAUAGACCUUCAUUACUUGUAACAGCAAAUGUCUGACAUCAGAGUUUGCAAGGCAUUCCUGUAAUUUAUUCCAUUAAGGAUGCCGUGAUUUGUCUACUGGUCAGUCCUGGUUCGAUGUUGCAGAAAAUUUAGACAUCACAGCUUUUAAACAUAUUUGUACCACUGGGAUGUUUUCUAACGUGUGUGUGUGUGAGAGAGAUGUGAGCUCUUCAUGUGUGUGUACAUCAGUGCUACCAGGAUGGUUCUCACUAGUUGUGGGAUGUAAACACACACACACACACACACACACGCACGCAUGUCCAUGUGCAGAAUCCUUCCUCCUCCAUCACUGUGUUCCGUUCCUCCAUGAGAUCCUCUGCGUCACACGUAUCGUUGAUGCUGAUUAGAUUAAUGAUGGUGCUGAAGAUGUUUGACUGUAAAGUUCAACUUGGAUGUAUGUUUGCAUUGUCUUACAUUUUAUGAUGAAUUUAGUUUUGUUUGUUUUUAAGCUGUGUGCGAUUUGUUUGUUUUAAACAUCAAUAUGAAUGAGCGGGUGAUGCUGAUGUGCAUGAGUUGGAAAAAUAUUUUAAAUUAUUCACAUUUAUGUACAUAUUAUGCACAGCUAUUUACAGUACAGUGUUUGAGUGAUGCGUGUUUAAUCUGAAUGAUGUCGCCAUUUUUCGAAAAUAUCUUUAAGAAACUAAAGUUCAACACACAGAAUUGAACCUAAUUUUUUUUUUUUUCUCCAAACGAUUUAGACCCCAGAAGGUGUUUGUUUCUUGAUUAUUAUUUUUUGGAAAUAAGGGUGUACCUGAAAAUUUACAUAUGAUUCUUUUACUAUGUACCUGCAUGUAAUGGGCUAUUUAGACAUAACCUGACUGCGGAGAUGAUCUUCUGUAUAACACAAAGGAAAUCUAUUCACAAAAAUUGAUAUUUACAUAUUCAGAGAUUUUUUUUUUUUUCUUCUCCCGUAUAUUUUUUCUUUCUUUCCAAAAGGUUUGUAUGCACAUUUUUAUUCUUCAUGGAUGAAUGUCAGAGGUGGAUGUUUUGGGAUAUUUUGUUUUAAAAACAAAAAAAAACUAGGGCACUUCCUGUCCAGGUAGCAAAUUGGUGUUGGGUGCCAGUCUUGGGUCAAAGUGAUGGGCCAACAUGGCUGCUAGAAGUGAUAGGCUUUUGGUCAACUUGAAAACCAUUUUGCCAAUGUUGGGUCAGUGUUGGCCAUUAUAUUAACCCAAUGUUGGCCCAACAUUGAGCUACUGGGGUUGACAGACUUUCAGCCACUUUUAACUUGACUUUGCCAAUGUUGAUCAAAUGUCAGCCAUGCCACUAGGGGUCAACACUGGGUGCCAACAUUGGCGUAAUAUAACACAAUGUAAUGCUGAGCCACCAGGGCCAACCUCUAGCCACCUUUUGAUCUAUCUAACCAUCACUGGCCCAAACUUGUCAGAGUUGUUUAUAAAAGUGUGCCUUGGCGAACGUUGGAUAACCAUUGGGCCAGCAGUAGACCAGUGUUUACAGGGUUGUUAUGAAAAUUUCACCUUUGCCAACAUUUAGUGCAACAUUGUAUGGGAGGCCCAAAAUAGACACUGGAUAAACAUUAGUUUGCUACCAGAGUGCGUUCCUUUUGAGUGUCUCUUUUUAUCAACGUGGUGCUUCUCGCCUACUGUGCCAGUCCGUACAGAGGUGACGCAACAUCAUACACAUCAAUUAAACCAAACGGGAGUUAACAGCGCCUCUACCUUCGACAAAUCCAUCACUGCUUAUGUUACUUCUGUUUUUAACCCUGCACCACAUCCUGUCUUUCCUGUUGUAUAGGGCUGUUCCCCCCCGUGUGUGUGUAAUGAAAUGUGUGUGGUUAUGGGAGCAGUGUGUUACACCUCAGGGCAGCUUGGGGUUUAUUUGACUGUGUUUGAUGCGAGAACCUAAACAGGGCAGGUAAAUGGGGGGGGGAUUAAUUAACUAAAAUAGAUCUAUAAGUGUGCUUGUAUUUUUCCUUAUGAUUAGAUGCAAAUUUUGUUUUAUUCACCAUUCAUAGUCAUUUUUUUUUGUGAAAAAUGAAGGGGGUGGACCAUCAAACAGCGAGACUGCACACUUCUGUUUGGUUCUUGCGCCCUGAAACUAUGGCAGCUUUUUCAAAUGUAGGGGUUUACCUUUAUGGGGGGGUGUCCUCUCUGAAACCUACAUACACCCCCUUUCAAAAAAAAAACACAAAUAGAAUAUAUUAAAAAAGAAUAACAUAUCUGAUAUCUAUGGUGAUCGUGCCUUUCACUAUUCUGCAUGUUUUCUUUUUUCUCCCCCCUUUUUUUUUUUUGGCGAUUAGCUGAUGUUUCUCUCCUGGUCCGUACGCAGUAGUAGAGACCUAUGCAAAAUACAAGGAUGGGGUUCCAGCAUCCAUUCAGAAAUGCAGGGACCGGGAAAAAAAAAAAUUUACAAAAUAAAAAAACCCUCUCAGGAUGAAA
Molecule: messenger RNA, 8130 nt
Organism: Neoarius graeffei (lesser salmon catfish)
Lineage: Eukaryota; Metazoa; Chordata; Actinopteri; Siluriformes; Ariidae
Gene: tp53inp2b
Product: tumor protein p53-inducible nuclear protein 2
Exons: 4
Coding region: 534-1373 (279 amino acids)
Biological process (GO): autophagosome assembly; positive regulation of DNA-templated transcription
Cellular component (GO): nucleus; autophagosome
Source: RefSeq, a predicted model, not a curated record